Molecule: messenger RNA, 687 nt
Organism: Rotaria sp. Silwood2
Lineage: Eukaryota; Metazoa; Rotifera; Eurotatoria; Philodinida; Philodinidae
Source: the annotation of a GenBank genome assembly
AUGUUAUCAGGACGAAAAGCUUAUGAUAAUAUUGAAGAAAUGGCAGAAGACUAUAACAAGAAUUGGAAAAGUUUGAGAUCAGACCCCCCAUAUAUAAUAAGUGGAUCAUCCUUUGGCUGCACUGUUGCUUAUCAGAUAGCGCAAAUUCUUCACUAUAAAAGUGUAGGCACUCCUAUGGUAAUAUUAAUUGAUACCCCAGCUUAUGGAAAUAUUCCUAAACCGCUGGAAGAUAGCGCCGCUAUUUUAGCAUAUUUCUCCAAAUAUGCUUUAAGUAAACUUAAAAUCCAAACUGAAAAAUUACGUAAGAUAGGUGAUAUAGGUCAGCAGAUUCAAUAUAUAAUAGAACAAGCUAACUCUUUAAAAUUGGACAACACCAUACUGCAAGUGCUUAAUGUUAAUUAUAUUAAAACUUGGCAAGUAAAUCAAAAUGUUAUGGCACAAUAUAUACCUUCUCCUUAUUAUGGACCAAUAGUUUUUUUCUGUCAUACUGAAAUAAUACCAGAAUUUCCUCCAGAUCAACAGUUACAUUGGCUUAAACUAGCUAUAGGAGAUUUUCGCAAUUUUCGUAUACCAGGCAAUCAUAUUUCCAUGAACCGUAAACCAAAUAUAAGCAUUAUAGCUCAACAUCUUAGGAGAAUUAUCGAACAUGAGACUUACCAAAAGUUAAACAAGGCUAUGAUUGUUUAG